Messenger RNA from Gongylonema pulchrum, 342 nucleotides. NCBI's taxonomy places the organism in Eukaryota, Metazoa, Nematoda, Chromadorea, Rhabditida, Gongylonematidae. The record is from the annotation of a GenBank genome assembly.
AUGGCUAUCAAGAAAAAGCCAGAGGGAGUAUACGUUCAGGCGAGUACGCUAGGUUCGCUGGAAGCCUUACUUGAAUUCCUAAGGAAACAAAAAAUACCAUACUCAAACGUGAACAUCGGUCCGGUGCACAAGAAGGAUGUGCAAAAGGCAGCGGCGAUGCUGGAAAGGAAAGAAGAGUUUGCCUGCAUACUCGCGUUCGAUGUUCGCGUUGACCGAGAAGUGGAACAGUUCGCUGCUAGUGAAGGUGUUCGUAUUUUCUCUGCUGAUAUCAUCUACCAUCUAGAGGACGAUUUUCUGAAAUACAGGUAUUGCUUGAUUUUUGCCAAAGUUUUCAGAAUUUAA